AUGACCAAAACAACCCCCACCCUCCCCCCUCACCUUCAGGACCUCCUCAGCCACGUCCGCACCCACUCCCCCUACUACCGCGCCCUCUACGCCUCCCUGCCCCCCACCCCGGAGAUCCUCACCCUCGCCUCCCUCCCCCUAACCGACUCAACAAGCUACUGGACCACCGCCAGCACGGAUGCCACCGCAGUCCUCACCGCCCCGCUGACCGACGCCCUAGUAAUGCGCAGCGGCGGCUCGACCUCGACCCCGAAAACAGUAUACAUGACACGCGCCGAGUUCCACGAGACGUCACGCAUCAACGGGGCGCUGUUCCCGGGCAGCUGUUCCAUCCAGCCCGGGGACCGGAUCGCCAACCUCUCGUCGCAAGGGGGCCUGUACUCCGGGUUCAUGACGUACGGGUACACGGUGAUGAACAGCGCGGUGCCGGUGGUGAAUCUGCCGAUCAGCGGGAAGGAACCUCCCCCAAGCAUCGAGAAGGAUGUGAAUGCGUUCGCGGCGACUGUCGUCAUCAGCAACGUGUUUAUCGCGACGAAGCUGGCGACGUUUCUGAGGGCGGCGGGCCGGCGGUUGGAGAGUGUGAGGCUGGUGCUGUACACCGGGGAGCCGUUUUAUGCCGAUCUGCGGGGCUUGUAUGCGGCGGCUUUCCCGAAUGCCGUGGUGCGGCCGAUGGCGUAUGCGAGUGUUGAGUGUAAGGUUGUCGGGUUCCCUGUUCCGGGACUCAAUAAGGGCGGGGACGGGGAUGUGGAUCCGGUGUAUCGCGUGGUCGAGGAGGCGGUGGUGCUGGAGAUUGUGGGCGAUGAUGGGCAUCCGGUGCGGGAGAACGGGGUGCGCGGGACGCUGGUGGUCACGAAUUUGCUGAAGCGCUUGCAGCCUACGAUCCGGUAUCCGAUUGGGGAUGUGGGCGAGUGGGUGGAUUUCGAGAGGGGGCUAUUCCGGCUGCGCGGGCGGAGUGAUGUUGGGGUCAAGGUGGGCACGGCGCUGUUGGAUCGCGCGGUGCUACGACGGGUGGUCAGUGAGGUUCUUGGGGAGGGCGUGGCGGACAGUUUUCAGACGGUGCUGCGGCGGGAGAAGGGGAGGAAUGUGGUAGUGUUUAGGGUUGCGGCGGAGAGGCCGGAGGACGGGGUUGGGGAGAGUAUCGCGGAGAGGUUGGAGGAGGCAGUGGCACAGGUGAGUUCGAGCUGGUUGAAGAAUCGCGAGGCCGGCCAUGUGGCGCCUGUGCAGGUGGAGUGGGUGCGGUUUGGGGAGUUGGUGUUCUUGGAGGCGAGUGGGAAGUUGAGGGAGGUGGUCGAUGAGCGGUAUUAG
Messenger RNA from Aspergillus uvarum CBS 121591, 1305 nucleotides. Its product is annotated as acetyl-CoA synthetase-like protein. The transcript has a single exon. The record is from RefSeq and is a predicted model, not a curated record. Lineage: Eukaryota; Fungi; Ascomycota; Eurotiomycetes; Eurotiales; Aspergillaceae. Bases 1 to 1305 code for a protein of 434 amino acids.